GUAUAAUUUCAAAGAGCAAUAGAAAUAGCACUUAAAUUUAUAUACAGCUUCACAGAGCUUUACAGCCCUCUCUAAGCAGUUUUUACGGAGGCAACAUAUUGCCCCCAACAAUCCGGGUCCUUAUUUUACUGACCUUGGAAGGAUGUAAGGCUGAGUCAACCUUGAGCCGGUGAGAUUCGAAUUGCCAAAUAAGCAAUGCAACAGAGAAGAUUUGCUUCCUGAGUCUUACCAGGUGACAUUUCCUGAUUGUAUGGGAUAGAUUAAAACGAUAGAAGAUAGAUGGCCUCUCAAACAAUUAGGCCCUAUGUCAUGAAGUGUUUUAUAAAUGAUAAUCAAUAUCUUGCAAUGCAGUCUGAAGCUGACUAGUAGCUAGUGCAAUUUACAAAACAGAUUCGUUCCGUGGACAGAUUGUGGCAUGCCCAUAGCCGUCUGUACCAUUGUAUACUGGACCAGCUGCAGUUUCAGACAUGGUCUUCAAAGAUGGCCAUAUGUAGAGUGUAUUGCAGUAGUCCAAGUGCAAGGCAAGCAAAGCCUGAGUGAUUGUCCUCCCAGUCUAAGUAUGGGCACAAUUGGCCGCUAGAUGAAUUAUGCAAGAAAGAAAACCCUCAAAACAUGUGCCAAUGUAAAGGGAGAAAUAAAAGAUUUGGAGUAAAAACUGCUGCAUUUCCAGUUCUAGGUAGUCCAAAUAUCCCAGGGCAUUAGUCUUGAUGAAAUUGAGAUUGUUCCUCCCCCUGCAGACCCACACAACCUUCAGUCACCGAGAUAAGAUCUUGAUAGCAUCACUUGUUCAGCCUAUGGUUGAGAUUUAUCACUGAGUAUCAAUGUACUGAUGAUACCUGACUCCAAACUAAUGGAUGAUCUCAUCCAGUAUCUCAUAUACCGGUAGAUACUAAAGGGAGGAGCAAGACCAUAAGGCCCGGAAGCACCCCACGUAUCAGGGGUCUCUGGCUUGAUUUCUCCCCCCUGCCAAUACUGAUUAGACAAAAGAAAGGAGAACAACAACACCAGAUUUCCCAUGCCUAAUCCCUCUUGGUUCAGAAGGAUAUGUUCUAUAGUACUGAUACUUGCUGAAAGAUUGAGGAAAAGUAGGAUACUUGUAAUAGCCCACCCUGGCUGCCUCACAUAUUAUCUGCAAGCACAAUUCGCAUGCUAUGAAACCUGUCUGGAAGUUUAUUCAAAAAUAAAUACGAUUUAUAGCACAAUCCUCUUGUUAAUAUUGUUAAAUAAACUUUGAAUGCCUUGUCCAUACCGAGAUACCAUGCAGAGUCAUUCCAACAUUGGACCUCAACUCUUGCUAGCUGGGUGUUCUUGGAAAACCCAUAAAACAAGAUAUGAAGAUGGUUACUCCGUUCGUCUCCCAACAAGCAAUUUUUAGGAGAAUAGCUAAACAGGGUGCUCAUAUUUUACCUCUUGUAAUUUACAACCUUUGGACUUUAAAAUGGACUUGAUUGAUAUUUGUGGAAAUUAUUUUGAAGCUUUGGAGGACUGAUGGAAAAACUUUAAUCUCCUGAUAAGAAUUUUUGUCACUCCAGGGCAUUAAAGCUGCUUCUGCUAAUCAGUGGGUAUCAAUGGAAAAAGGAUCAAAACAGAAAAAUGAUUAUCUCUUAUCAGCUCCUGAUAGGAAAUAAUAGCUCCCCUCCCCACUUUUUUCCAGAUAAUAGUGUUUUUUGCCCAAACCAAGUUUUGCAUCACAAAUUCAAGGAAAUAAUUUUAAAACAUGAAAUACGAAUCCCUGAUCUCACUUUGGCUGCUGGACUGGUGACAGAUAGGCAAGAGGAAAAACUAAAGCAAAGCAAAACUCAUCUCUGCCACUUCACUAUAUAGUUACAGCACUUCAUGCAGAAUUUCCCCAGUGCAGAAUAAAUCUGGUCUACGGAACUCAAAAGACUCUCAAAAUUCAAGAGAGGUGUUGAGGUGAAGACAAACGUAUCAACUCCCUACCUUUGUGUAGAGGACAGCUGCUUCAGCCCAUAGGUUUUAAUGCCAUAGAAAAGUAGCAAGACUUUAUGCCUUACUAUAUUCUGUGUUUAUUAUUAGGGUAAGAGGAGAGUUAUGUGAGUUUAUAUUGGUUAAGACAGCAUUUCUUGGUCUAGGUUGUUAUGUACUUCUUGUCAUUUAAUCUCAAGCAGGCAAAUAUAUUGGUUUGUUCUCCUGGCUUAAUGCUAGGCUAAAUUAUGUAUCAUUUCCUGCUAUUUGGGAGAUUAAGUGUUAUAAAAAACAGAUUGUUAUGGGCUGGAGCCUGUUUUUUUAUUUGUUUGUUUGUUUGUUUUGACUUGUAGAUGUCCUUGAAGCAGAUAGUACAUUAUCUAAUAUAUUUAGCAGAAGACAUGGAUGUGAUGAAUUCAUCUGAAUCUUAUCUUGGUUUAUGCAUUCAAAGUUUUCCCCAGGGAAUUUAGUUCUUUAUCUUCACCUGUUUCUCUUGUUUAAACCAUCAAAUGGUAUGACCUUUGAUUAAAGGAACUUUGCUAAAUGUAGUCAGUUGUGUUGAAUGUGUCAUGACUGAUGUGUACUUUGAGCUGUACCAGAAAUAUAAAUACAGUACUGAAAACUGCAACUGGGAGCAGAGAAAGACUCAUUACCCAAGGCAGAAUGUGGAUUUUGAUUCUCCUUGCUGGUCUGGAACUUUGUUGGGCUCAGUAUAACCCAAAUACAUUGCCUGGAAGGACAUCUAUUGUUCACCUCUUUGAAUGGCGUUGGAAUGACAUUGCUCUUGAAUGCGAACGUUACUUAGCACCUAAUGGAUUUGGUGGAGUUCAGAUCUCUCCUCCAAAUGAAAACGUUGUCAUUACAACACCAUGGAGACCAUGGUGGGAAAGAUACCAACCUGUCAGCUACAAGCUCUGUACACGAUCUGGAAAUGAGUCUGAAUUUGAAGACAUGGUGAACAGAUGUAACAAUGUUGGAGUAUACAUUUAUGUGGAUGCUGUUGUCAACCAUAUGUGUGGAGCUGCUGCUGGAUAUGGCCACCAUUCUACAUGUGGAAGCUACUUUGAUUCAAACAAGCAAGAUUUUCCUGCUGUACCAUACUCUGAAUGGGAUUUCAAUGACGGGAAAUGCAAAACUGUCAGUGGAGACAUAGAAAAUUACCAUGAUCUCUACCAGGUUCGGGACUGUCGCCUUGUUAGCCUUCUUGAUCUUGCACUAGAGAAGGAUUAUGUGCGUUCCAAAGUUGCAGAGUAUAUGAAUCACCUAAUUGACAUUGGUGUAGCAGGAUUUCGCAUUGAUGCUUCCAAGCACAUGUGGCCUGGGGAUAUGAAAGCCUUUUUAGACAAACUAAAAAAUCUCAACAUGAAAUGGUUUGCUGAAGGGACAAGGCCAUUCAUCUUCCAAGAGGUGAUUGAUCUAGGUGGGGAGCCCAUUUCAUCCAGUGAGUACUUUGGAAACGGCCAAGUAACUGAGUUCAAAUACGGUGCCAAACUAGGGACAGUCAUUCGCAAGUGGCAUGGAGAAAAGAUGACUUAUUUGAAGAACUGGGGUGAAGGCUGGGGUUUUAUGCCUUCUAAUAAAGCUGUUGUCUUUGUGGACAAUCAUGAUAACCAAAGAAGUCAUGGAGGUGGUGGAGCUUCUAUUUUGACCUUCUGGGAUUCCAGGCUCUAUAAAAUGGGAGUUGGCUUCAUGCUUGCACAUCCUUAUGGCUUUACAAGGAUCAUGUCAAGUUUCAGGUGGCCAAGACAUUUUGAAAAUGGAGAGGAUAUUAAUUCCUGGACUGGUCCCCCAAGUUAUGAAGAUGGAUCAAUUAAACCUGUAACAAUUAAUCCAGACACAACCUGUGGCAAUGACUGGAUCUGUGAACAUCGGUGGCGUCAAAUAAGGAAUAUGGUUAUUUUUCGCAAUGUUGUGGAUGGGCAACCAAUUACCAAUUGGUGGGACAACAACAGCAAUCAAGUGGCAUUCGGUCGCGGUAACCAAGGAUUUAUUGUCUUCAAUAAUGAUGACUGGAAUCUGACAGCCACAUUGCAAACUGGCCUUCCUGAAGGAAUUUAUUGUGAUAUUAUAUCUGGACAGAAGGAGGGUAAUGGCUGUACUGGAAUUAAUAUCCAGGUCCAUGGAGAUGGCACUGCUGAUUUUAAGAUUAGCAAUUUUGCUGAGGAUCCAUUUGUUGCCAUUCACACCAAAUCUAAACUAUAAUCUCAGUAAGAGAAAACAUAUUUCAGCAAUUUUGUUUUCCAAAGUAAUGGACGUCUUCAAAAUCAUGUUUGUCUUCCAAUAGUUUUUCCAUUUGCUUUACUGAGAAAAGGUCUUUGCUCUUC
Messenger RNA from Pantherophis guttatus, 4250 nucleotides. Its product is annotated as pancreatic alpha-amylase-like. Gene Ontology annotation, molecular function: cation binding; alpha-amylase activity. Gene Ontology annotation, biological process: carbohydrate metabolic process. The record is from RefSeq and is a predicted model, not a curated record. Lineage: Eukaryota; Metazoa; Chordata; Lepidosauria; Squamata; Colubridae.